This is a messenger RNA of Ogataea philodendri, 363 nucleotides long. RefSeq lists its product as uncharacterized. The transcript has a single exon. NCBI's taxonomy places the organism in Eukaryota, Fungi, Ascomycota, Pichiomycetes, Pichiales, Pichiaceae. Bases 1 to 363 code for a protein of 120 amino acids. The record is from RefSeq and is a predicted model, not a curated record.
AUGGAUAAAUUGUCAGGUCGUUUCAGCUUUGCAGAAAACCCAUUACCUAUUCCCGAUCCUUUGUCAACCGACGGAGAGGAUGCUGCUGUUGAGGUGGAGGGAUUGGGUGUCAAUGCACUGAGAUGUGUCUCCGAUGGCGACCUGCGCAUCUUUUCGGCUGUCUUGUUGAAAAAACGUGAUAUCUUAUUCUCCAUAGUUCCUAUACGUGAAGCUGUCGUUGAUGAGGAUACUGAGCGCUGCAAGGAGGAGUGGGAAGCAGUGUCUUGUGGUAGAUCCUGGCUGUUACGGACAUUGUUAAAUUCCACAUUGGACACUGUAUUUUGCUGUAAAAAGGAGGACGUCGAGUCGUUACCUAAUGCAUAA